This is a messenger RNA of Mobula hypostoma (lesser devil ray), 3780 nucleotides long. RefSeq lists its product as uncharacterized. Lineage: Eukaryota; Metazoa; Chordata; Chondrichthyes; Myliobatiformes; Myliobatidae. Gene Ontology annotation, molecular function: nucleic acid binding. Gene Ontology annotation, biological process: DNA integration. The record is from RefSeq and is a predicted model, not a curated record.
AUGGAACAAGCUCUGAGACCAGAAAAAUUGGACCUCGAUCCGCAAAUGCCUGAUGCUGGAAACGCUUUCGAACUCUGGCUGGCCUGCUUCGAAGCGUAUCUAGAGGAGAUUAAAGCGACCGACCCCGUAGCGAAGAGCAGAGUUCUACUCUCCAGGGUCCGUCCACGGGUCUAUUCGCUGAUCAGAGACCAGCCGAACUACGACGGCGCGAUGAAGGCCCUCAAAAGACAAUACUUGCGGCCGAUAAACAGCGUCUAUGCUCGGCAUCGCUUAGCGACACGGCAACAACGGUCCGGGGAAUUGAGUGCUGAGUUUGUCCAGGCCCUACGGAUGCUCGUGCGAGCCUGCAAUUGCCAGGAGCUGACGGCGGCGCAGCAUGCAGAACUCCUAGUGAGAGACGCCUUCGUCACGAGGACCAGGUCAGUGUACGUGCGCCAGCGGCUGCUGGAAAAAGCCGAUCUUACCCUAAGUUCGGCGAUGGAGCUGGCUGAUCUGUGGAAAGGAGGGCCACUUCGCCAAGGUCUGAUCCCUCCCCCACCGCUGUUUGCUAACCUGACCCCCAACUGUAAACCCGUGGCAACUAAAAGCAGGAGGUACAGUGCGGGGGACAGAGCUUUCAUUAAGUCGGAGGUGCAGCGGCUGCUCGGGGAGGGGUUCAUUGAGGCAAGCACAAGUCCUUGGAGGGCGCAGGUGGUCGUUGUUCGGAACGGGGAGAAGAAUAGGAUGGUCGUGGACUAUAGCCAGACCAUCAAUAGGUUCACACAGCUCGAAGCGUACCCUCUACCCCGCAUCGCGGAUAUGGUCAAUCAGAUAGCACAGUACAAGGUGUACUCGACCUUAGACCUAAAAUCCGUUUACCAUCAGCUCCCCAUCCGCCGGGAUGACCGCCCUUACACUGCCUUCGAAGCGGACGGCAGGCUUUAUCAAUUCCUGCGUGUCCCCUUUGGCGUCACGAAUGAUGUAUCUGUCUUCCAGAGGGCAAUGGACCAGAUGGUGGACCAGUGCCAACUGAAGGCCACGUUCCCAUAUCUGGAUAACAUCACCAUCUGCGGUCACGACCAGCAGGAUCACAACAACAACCUCCAAAAAUUUCUCCAAGCAGCCAAAUCUUUCAACCUCACCUAUAACAAGGACAAGUGUGUAUUUGGGACCAGCCGACUUGCUAUCCUUGGGUGUGUCGUGGAGAAUGGAGUCAUUGGUCCUGACCCCGACUGUAUGUGCCCCCUGUUGGAACUCCCUCUUCCCAAUACCCUCAAAGCCCUCAAAAGGUGCCUGGGCUUCUUUUCAUAUUACGCCCAAUGGGUCUCUAACUAUGCAGACAAGGCCCGCCCGGUCAAGUCCACCACAUUCCCCCUCUCUGCCGAGGCCUUCAACCGUAUGAAAGGGGACAUUGCCAAAGCAGCAAUGCAUGCGGUGGAUGAGGCCAUUCCCUUCCAAGUAGAGAGUGACGCCUCCGACUUUGCACUGGCUGCUACCCUCAACCAGGCAGGAAGACCAGUGGCGUUCUUCUCCCGUACCCUUCAAGGCCCUGAAGUUCAGCACUCUGCGGUAGAGAAAGAGGCCCAGGCCAUAGUGGAAGCUAUAAGGCACUGGAGGCACUAUCUCGCCAGCAAAAGGUUCAGCCUGCUAACUGACCAGCGCUCAGUUGCAUUCAUGUUUAAUAAUCAGCAGCGGAGCAAAAUCAAAAAUGAUAAAAUUCUGAGGUGGAGAAUCGAACUCUCCACCUACAACUAUGACAUCAUGUACAGGCCUGGGAAGCUCAACGAGCCCUCCGAUGCCCUAUCCCGGGGAACAUGUGCCAGCGCGCAGAUCGACCGGCUAUACGCCCUACAUGUAGACCUUUGCCACCCGGGAGUCACCCGGCUUUUCCACUUCAUGAAAGCCCGGAACCUGCCUUACUCCCUUGAGGAGAUCAGGAUGAUGACCAGGGACUGCCAAGUCUGUGCAGAGUGCAAACCGCACUUCUACCAACCCGAAAAGGCACAACUCAUCAAGGCCACCCACCCCUUUGAGCAACUGAGUGUUGACUUUAAAGGCCCCCUUCCCUCCACCAACCGCAAUGUGUACUUACUUAACGUAAUUGACGAGUACUCGCGGUUCCCCUUUGCCAUCCCCUUCCCCGACACCACUACCACGUCAGUUAUAAAAGCCCUGCGCAAGCUCUUCACUCUGUUCGGAUACCCAUGCUAUAUCCACAGUGACAGAGGGUCCUCGUUUAUGAGUGACGAGCUGUGCCAAUAUCUACUGGCUAGGGGAAUUGCAACUAGUAGGACCACGAGCUAUAAUCCGGGGAAUGGACAGGUGGAGAAGGAGAAUGGCACAGUGUGGAAAGCCACACUCUUAGCCCUCAGGUCAAAGGGACUGCCGGUCUCCCGCUGGCAGGAGGUCCUUCCCGAGGCACUCCACUCCAUCCGCUCCCUGUUAUGCACAGCCACCAAUGCCACCCCUCAUGAGCGGCUCUUUUCUUUUCCCAGAAAGUCAACCACUGGAACCACCCUACCAUCUUGGCUGACAUCCCCGGGGCCAGUGUUGCUCCGGAAACAUGCGAGGAGCCAUAAAUACUCCCCGAUAGUCGAGAGGGUUCACUUACUUCAUGCGAACCCCCAGUACGCCUAUGUGGUUUUACCUGAUGGGUGGGAGGACACAGUCUCCAUCCGGGACCUGGCGCCUGACACGUACAACAUCAACAUUGCGGCACUCAGUGAGACAUGCUUGGCCGAGACUGGUGAUAUCACAGAAGCAGGGGCUGGCUACCUAUUUUUCUGGAGUGGCAAGGGAAAGGAUAAGGCUAGAGUGUCAGAGUUGGCUUUGCCAUCCGGAUCACAAUUGUCAGGAACCUGGAGGCAUCAACUGGUAAUCAGGCUGCCUCUGAAAGCCAAGACUCAUUUGACUUUGAUCAGUGCCUACGCACCCACUAUGACCUACAUAUCUGAACAGAAGGAACUGUUCUACCAGGAGCCUGGCCAGCUGCGAAGCUCUGUCCCCAGAGACGACAAGAUCCUGCUACUUGGCGACUUUAAUGCCCAACUUCCAGACAUUCACAAGGCAACCUGGGUGCACCCGCGCUCCAAGAACAGGCACCUGAUUGAUUACGUGAUCACAAAGCGCUGGGUCAUCAGGGGUGUGAUCAUCAGCACAGUGAUGAGGGGUGCAGACUGCUGGGCUGACCACAUCCUGCUGAGAAGCAAGCUGUCAUUUCAGAUCGCUAGAGCACACAGGCGCCAGCAGGCUGAUGCUAAGCGGAAGCUGGAUAUGCAAUGGCUCGCUGACCCCAACAUCAAAGAAGAUCUGAUCAGCAAACUGGAGGAACAACUUGAGCAGCUGCCAGAGAAAGUAGGCCCAGAAACAGCAUGGGCUGCCUUCAGAGACGCCUCGUACAGCGCUGCAAGUGCCGUUCUCAGACACCCCAAGAGGAAGCAUCAAGAAUGUUCUGAUGAGAACAACUCUGAUAUCGUCACCCUCCUCAGGCAGAAGCAGGAAGCCUUUGCAAGCUGGCUCAGUGACAAGCAGUCAACCUCCAAACAUGACCGAUUGAAGCGCCUCUAUAGUAAGGUGCAGGCUGAGCUGCGGAAGGUGAAAGAUCAGUGGUGGGAGGCCAAAGUGGCAGAGCUUUGGCAUUACACUGACCAUAACAACACAAAGAAGUUUUUUGGUGGUCUAAAGGCAGUGUGCGGACCUUCCUACAACAACAUGGCACCAGUCUGUUCCUUGGAUGGAGUGCUCUCAAUAACAAAGGCAACAUUGUCCAAUGUUGGGCAGACCAUUUCAACCAGCUGCUGA